UGACGGGAAUGUAUACAGUACUUCGUUCUAUUAGGUUAUGGGCUCACCAGUCUCAACAAGCUUCUACUGGAAGCAAGUCUAUACAAGAAAAAUGUUACCUACUACAAGUCACAAAAACUGGUCAGUUUCAGCAAUUUACAUAAUCUAUGAUUCAUCUGAUCUGGCCUUAUAUCACUUUCCUAUUUUUUUCCACAAGUCUGCCCAAAGGUCACCGCUGGGUCGUGACCAUGGGCCAGAGCGUGAGAAAUUGCCUAUCUCGGUCAACUCGACCGAUCCGUGCCACUAGGAGAGUACUGGCGCCAGUUGAAGACUAGCUACUUGACACACUACUUGUCAAUUAAUCGUUGAAGAUGAUCUGGACUUUUGUGGUGCUGUGCCUGUUUUUGGGGAAUGUCGACCUCCAAGAAACCAGUGACGACAUAGAAACUGUAAAAGAGGAGGAUCUCCAAAAUGUAGAGCUGGAGCCCCUGGACGCGGUGUGCCCUGAGCUCAGCGGACAGAUUAUAGGUGGAAGGGCCAGUUCCAUCACUCGGCAUCCUUAUCAGGUGUCGAUGGUUCUGAAUGGGAACUCCUUUUGCGGAGGGUUCAUCAUCAGCCAAGAUUAUAUUAUGACUGCAGCGCAUUGUGUUAACAACACGGAUCCGUCGGCCAUCCGGCUCCGCGUGGGGUCGACCCGGCGCGACUCCGGCGGGCGCGUGGUGCCGGUCGCCAGCGUCGCCGUGCACCCGCUCUACGGCCGCCCGGCGUUCGACCACGACAUCGCCGUGCUGAGACUGGCGCAGCCGCUAGCUUGGAGCGCGGCCAUCCGACCGAUACGGCUGCCGACAAGGGGGCAGGCUGUACCUUUAGUGAGGCUCACUGUUACUGGGUGGGGUCUUACUGCCCCUCGGGGCCGUCGGAUUCCACGUAUCAUGAUGGAAGCCAACGUCCCAGUGGUCCCGCACUGGCUGUGCCAGCUCUCGUACGGAGGCUCUUUGACCAACAACAUGUUCUGUGGGGGGCACUUCCUUAUCGGAGGGGUGUCUUCCUGUCAGGGUGACUCCGGCGGCCCAGCCGUAUUUCAAAGCGUCGCGUAUGGCGUUGUCUCUUUCGCACGCGGCUGCGCUCUCCCUCUCUCUCCAACUGUGUUCACAAACAUCGCCGCACUCAGAGACUGGGUUACCACUGCCACUGGACUUUAGACUUCAUCCCGUCGUAAUAAGGAUUAUUUUACAACAAACAAAUAGACUUAGCUGAACAUGGUCAUAAGUUCUUCGAUAGGGUAUUUUACUAUGUACAAACAACAACUAUAUAUUUCACUGUGCAACAAUUUAGUGAACUAAUAUUUAUUAUACAACUAUGUAUUAUUUUAUAAAUCUAAGUUCGGCAGAAACGAAGUACUUUACCUAAUAUGCCCCUUUCAUUCGAGUUCGGGAUGUCGUUUAAUCUACAGUCUAUAACUCUAUACAAUGAGAAAAUAUUUCAUAAUGAAUAUUAUAAUUCACUAAAUUGUUAAAUACUGAAGAUUAUAGUUGUUCAAAUCGUGAUUGCUUCAGUUCAGAAGUGUCAUAAUAGAGUAUCUAUUUAUUUAACAUAAACAUAUGCCAUUAUAGUUUAAUUCAUGAAUAUGAAGCCCUAAUCCAAAGAUUAAAGUAGACGAGUAGAAAAAAGUUUUGUUCCAUAAGAUGUCGAUAUCAAUUAGAAUAAAUACUUACUAAAGGGGUCAAUAAGUAGAAGGAUCGAAAAAAGUAAAAUACCCUAUUGCGAAUAUUAGUUAGGGAUCUCGAUGGCACUUUAAAGCUAAAGUGACUCAACUCCAGGUUGUUUUACAUGGAAUUGUAAUCCUAAUUGUUCAGAUCUUAAAAUAGAUAACCGUGUGACUGUGUUAGCGGAUCUCGGUCAUUCACUGCAACGUCUGUGAUACAAUCUUUAAAUACAUUGUGCUGGUUUUUUUUCAGA
This is a messenger RNA of Cydia fagiglandana, 1938 nucleotides long. RefSeq names its product trypsin-like. NCBI's taxonomy places the organism in Eukaryota, Metazoa, Arthropoda, Insecta, Lepidoptera, Tortricidae. The transcript is spliced from 6 exons. The record is from RefSeq and is a predicted model, not a curated record. Gene Ontology annotation, molecular function: serine-type endopeptidase activity. Gene Ontology annotation, biological process: proteolysis. Bases 351 to 1181 code for a protein of 276 amino acids.